This is a messenger RNA of Pelobates cultripes (western spadefoot toad), 41940 nucleotides long. The record is from the annotation of a GenBank genome assembly. NCBI's taxonomy places the organism in Eukaryota, Metazoa, Chordata, Amphibia, Anura, Pelobatidae.
UGAUUGAUGAAGUAUGAGCUCAGGGUGUGGGCUGGUUGCAGUCUUGGGAAGAUAAGAAAUCCAGGUGCCAAAGGUUACAGAGGCUGCAACAUUGUGCGGAGACAGGGAACGAGGCUAUUCCAUAGUACAUGACGGUCUUAAAGAGCUAGUUAAAGCACCUGCCAUGGCAGGAAUGGGCUACAGGAAUCUGUUACUGUUACUUAUAAUAGUGGAGUGUCUACUCCCACGAGGACAGACACAAUGGCUGAUUUUUGGGGAUCGGAACAAACCUAAAGAGACAACUCCAGCUAUGGCCUUAACAAUCUCCAGUGAAGACACAGGUAUGUGAGGGGCAUAGUUUACGCCUUUAACAAUCCUAAUGCAUGUUAUUUGCCUUUUUUGGAUUAUCUAGCACAAAUCAUGUGUUUGUUUUGUCCCAUAUACCUUUUCCCACAUUUCAGCCUAGAAAACAAUAUGGUUUCUGGCAUGUACAAAGCAGAAACAUAUAAAGGCAUUUUGAAAUAGAGUUCUAUAUUCUAGAGUUCAGAUUUGUAUUAAUGAUGAGGAAAAGCAACAGUAUCGACAAUGGGCCAGAGCAAUUUUAAGUUUAGUUAAAACUAAAUGUAAGGUAUGACAAAUGUAUAGACAAUAAUAAAAUUCUCUACUCUAAUCUAGGUUGUAUCUAAAUCCCACCAUGUCUACAUUUUCAUGUUUACUGUCUACUGAUUUGAUUUCAGUAUGUCUAUAUGUUCCUCUGUCUCAUAUUAUGUUUGUCUUUUCUUUUCUCCCAUUCAAUAGAAUAGACUCAGUGUGAUCUCUUCUUGGUGUAGUUGACAUUCCGAUCUUCUAUGUUCUCCCACUUCGUUGAAUAAUUUAGUAUGGUCUCUCCGUUAUGGUCUAGGUGAAGCAUCCUCAAACUGUGGCCCUCCAGAUGUUGCUGAACUACAACUCCCAUGAUUCUCUGGCUAUCUAUGUAAUUCAAAGAAUCAUGGGAGUUGUAGUUCAGCAAGAUCUGGAGGGCCACAGUUUGAGGACCCCUGGUGUAGGUGAGGGUUACUCAUUUCCUUCUUUUACACAUAGUGCCAUCUUCUCUAAGAUGUGCAAUACAACAGUCUUAACACCCAUCACCAUAAUCUAUACAAUGCAUCCAGGUUUGCUUUUUAUUGCUCUUUUACAAUGAAACUCUAUAGCAUGGGUAAUGCUGGCAGAACAUCAGGGGAGAUGCAGUCCACAACAUCUGGAGUGCUAAAGCUGUCUACCUCUGUUCUAUACAUAUACAGUACCUCCCCAGGCUUUCCAUACGAGUGAAACAUAUUAAUAUAUACUACAUUAAAGUUACCCCUUCUUGUGUAUGCUCCCCUUUCAGACCCAGAAUUUGAAUACGAUAGUGAUGAUAUCCUACUAACCAGAGAUCCAUUGCCUGAGACCCCACAACCUCCAGGUAUUUAUGAAGAGUUAGAAGAUAUCAAAUCCCAAAAAGAAAUUUCUACGAAACCAGCAACUCAAGAUCAACCACAUGUAGCAAGAAGGACAACAGUCUCCUCCAUACAACAUCAUGAACGAAAAAGUAAACUUGAUGUUCCAGAUGAGGAAAUUGUCCACACCAUACAAACUUCACACAAACCUCCAGAUGUAACACAUAUCAAAGAGUCGACUCCGCUCACUACUCAGAAACAGACUACCAGUCAGCUCAACUCAACAACAAAAAGACCUCACCAGGAUGACCAACUUAUAAGCGAGGUAAUCUUGUAUGAAAUAACUCUAAUCGGAUAGUCAUGUUAAAAUGCCAAUAAAAAUUGUAAUUUCCCUUUAAUCUCUGAAAAAUAUAACUUUUGCCAGUUAGAAAUAUAUUUCUUAUUUCUACGUUAAUCAUGGAGGUAAACAUUUAUGUGAAAGUAGUGUUUUGGUCUGAGAUUUCUGAAGAUUAUUGAUUAAUGUUUAUAACACAUAUUUUUGUAUACUCUGUGUACAAAGCUUCAGUGAAUAGUGUGCUUUGCAGCAAUACAAGUCUCGGAAAUUAUCUGCAGGCAUGUCCCACGGUCAAAGUCUGGUGGUAAUAACCUCCACCUACUCUAUGUAUUAAAAAAGAAUCUCAAGUUGCUUAGACUGAUAACUGUAAAGUGUAGAUUUAUACAUGAAUGGAGUCCCUCCUAUUUACUUAAGAAAAAGCCUUAUUUGUUUUCCAUUUUAUACAGAGCAUUUCUGGGGCAGAGGUCUAGAAAUGGGGCACUCACAAAGAACAUUCCAAUAGUUCCCAUAGUGACAUAUUCAUUUAUAUUGUUUUGCCUUAGAAUUGUUCAACAGAGCUUAAAGGAACACUGACAUUAUUUUUUAAUAUCUUAAUAUAAUCAUUUUUCAUAAAUAUCUUUAUAAGAUGCUGUCUCAUUCAUUUCUUGAUACGUGUAUUUUGAUUUUUUUUUUUUCAAGGAAUGAUUUGAUUUCAUUAUUUUCUUUCUGACGGUCAUCUUUAUGCAACUUUGGUCAGAUUAUUAGUUAUUUGACUCAAUCCUUAUUGCCUGACAGAAAAUGCUGCAGGCAGAAAGCAACAGACUGCUGCAAAAUAUAGUGUUGAACAUAGUGUUGGAUAACUGACAAUCUGACCAACGGUGCAUGAAAAUGACUAUUUAAACAAAAAAUGCCUAAAGAAACCACCAGAGGGCGCCAGACACCAGUUAAUUAAUUAUAACAUACCAAUUACAAAUAAUUACCAAUGGUAUAUUGUGGCGCUAUACCCUCCAGAAGAUGGGUUACUACCGCCUAAGACGUACCUUCCCAGUUGUGAAUAGCUCCAGAGUGAUUAUACCCUCUGUAACGGCACCCCCAGGCAUAAAAGGGGUUAAACCGCCGUUUAGUAGAUCUUCCCUUCCAGAGACACAGGCACAGCUACUGCAGAACACCAAUCCGCCGAACAGGAAACCAUAUGAAUGCUGUAAACAGCUGAAUAGGAAAAACCAUACGAAUAGUUUAUACUCCUAGCAGUCGAACUGGAACAGCAUACAAUAAAUCCCCCCCAAGAAUGAGACAAAGCUCCGUGUUGAGGGUCAAGCAGUGAACAGACACAGCUGUGGGUUUAUUGUUCUUAUGUACACAUUCUUACACAUUAGUACCACCCACAGGGUUUUGGAAAACAACCAAUAAACAUGUACAAUACACUCAGACACUCCAACACAAAAUCCUCCCCUCUGCCUGUGAUACAAUUACCUUACACAAUGGGUAAUGUAAUUAUCACCGGCAGAGAAAUAAAAUUUUUCCAUAUUAUUCAUAACUUUAACCCCUUAAGGACGGAGCCAAAUGUACACGGUGUGAACAAAAAAUGUAAUGUCUGUCCAACCUUAAUUCACCUCUUUCAUAUUAAAUGCACCCACCCUUAUUAUAUAUCAUUUUAUUCAGGGGAAACAGGGCUUUCAUUUAAUAUCAAACAUUUAGCUAUGAAACAUAAUUUAAUAUAAAAAAAUGGGAGAAAAUAAGAUUUUUUUUAAUUUUUUUAGUUCUACAUGACAUUUUAACGGUCAAUGUCAUAAUACUGUUUGCUUUUACUGCAAUAAAAUACACAUAUUUGUAUUCAGUAAAGUCUCACAUGUAAGACAGUACCCCCUAUGUACAGGUUUUAUGGCAUUUUGGGAAGUUACAGGGUCAAAUAUAGCACGUUACAUUUGAAAUUGAAAUUUGCCAGAUUGGUUACGUUGCCUUUGAGACUGUAUAGUAGCCCAGGAAUGAAAUUUAUACCCAUAAUGGCAUACCAUUUGCAAUAGUAGACAACCCAAGGUAUUGCAAAUGGGGUAUGCCCAGUCUUUUUUAGUAGCCAUUUGGUCACAAACACUGGCCAAAGUUAGCAUUAGUAGUUGUUUGCAGGGCCGUCUUUAAUAACGAAUGGACCCUGGGCAAGUGUUUGUUUGGGCCCCCUGUGCCCUGCCGCUCUCGCCCCUCACUCCCUGGUAUGCAAUCAUGGCAUCCAUCCCAACGCAGUGGCGGUACUAAAGUAGAAUGAAUUUUAUUGGGACCCCCAAUUGCAAGGUUGGACUAAAGGUAGAACCCCAUCUGUCGUGCAACUCCAACAAUGCUUUGACAGCUGGGACUCUACCAAUUUCCCAUGCUUGCAGGGUUGUAUUUAGCACUGAGCCAUGUUAGUAUGUUUGAAUGUAAGCAUGUGUUUGUAUGGAGUAUGUUUGUGUGAAUGUGUUUGUAUGUGGUACUGGAGUUUGAAUGCAAGUGUGCAUUUAUGUGUAGUGUUUGUUUUUGAAUGUAGGAGUGUGCUUGUAUGUAGUGUUGACGUUUCAAUGCAGGAGUGUGUUUUAUAUGUAGUGUUGAAGUUUGAAUGGAGGGGUGUAUUUGUAUUUAAAGUUGCGGCUCAGAUGCACAGGUACACACUCUGACGCACAAGCAGAUACACAGAUACAUACACUGACUACAUACAGAUAAACAGGCACAUACACUGACAGACACACUGACACAGGUACAUAUAUUGACACACACACAGACACAUACACUGGUAGACGUACUGACAGACAUACUGACACAGGCACAUAUACAGACAUACUGACACACAGACACAUAUACCGACAUACUGACACACACACAGACACAUACACUGAUCAACAUACUGACACACAUACACUGACAGAAAUACUGACACACACACACACACAUACACUGACACACAGACAUACUGGCACACAGACAGAUAUACUGACACAUGCAUACACAUGCACUAACAGACAUACUGCUGACACAUACACAUACUGACACACACAGAUAUACACACACAUAUAUACUGACACACAGACAUGCUGACACACACACAUACACUGACACACACAUACACUAACACACAAACACUAACUCACACAUACACACAUACAAACAAACCCCCAUGUGACAAACACAUAAACACAUACACUAACACACAAACACAUACACUAACACACAAACACAUACACUAACACACACACACACACAUUAACACACAAACACACUUUUUUUUUUUUUUUUUAAAUGUAAUCCCCCCAGCCUCCUUACCUUUUGGAGUGCUGGGGGGAUUCCCUGGGUCCAGUGGUGCUGCUGGGCUCCUGGGCGGGUGGCCGGUCGGGCAGGAAGGCGGGCGCGCGAGGGAGCACUCACUGCUUCCUCUUCAGCUCCCUCGCGCGCCGCGUAGGGAUGCCGGCGCCGGAAGAUGACGCCAUCUUCCGGCUCCGGCAUCAGUGCGGUGCGCGAGGGAGCUGAAGAGGAAGCACUGAGUGCUCCCUCGCGCGCCCGCCUUCCUGCCCGACCGGCCACCCGCCCGCCGGGGUCAGCGGGGCCCACGGGGCAGGUGCCUCGGGCCCCCCAAGAGAAACUGGGCCCGGGGCAGCUGCCCCGUUUGCCCCGCGUUAAAGACGGCCCUGGUUGUUUGUGUGUGAAAAAUGCAAAAAACACCAAUUUUGGCCAGUGUUUGUGACUAAGUGGCUACUAAAAAAGACUGGACAUACCCUGUUUGCAAUACCUUGGGUUGUCUACUUUUGCAAAUGGUAUGCCAUCAUAGAGGUAAUUUUCAUUCUUGGGCUACCAUAGGGUCUCAAAGGCAACGUAACCAAUCUGGCGAAUUUGAAUGUGAAAAAAAUGAAACGCAAGCCUUAUAUUUGACGCUGUAACUUUUGAAACACCAUAAAACCUGUACAUGAGGGGUACUGUUGUACUCAGGAGACUUAGCUGAACACAAAUAUUUGUGUUUCAAAACAGUAAAAAAGUAUCGCAAUAAUAUCGUCCUUGUAAGUGCUGUUUGUGCGUGAAAAAUGCAAAAAACAUCGCUUUUACUGGCGAUAUCAUCGUUGCAAUACACCCUACUGUUUUGAAACACUAAUAUUUGUGUUCAGCGAAGUCUCCCGAGUUGAACAGUACCCCCCAUGUACAGGUUUUAUGGUGUCUUGGAAAGUUAUAGGGUUAAAUAUAGUGCUAGCAAAUUACUUUUGGCAUGGGUUGUCAGGCAGGUCCCGCUAAUUGUAAUUAAUUAAGAUACCUAAUUAUGUAAAAAUAUUACAUAAAUAUAUAUGUAGAAUUAAUAUAUGCAUAUAUAUAUAUAUAUAUAUAUAUAUAUAUAUACGUAUGUGUAUAUAUAUAAUAUAAAAAAUAGAAUAUUCCUUGCACUCACGCUUAAGUAGUCCAAUUUGCCUUAUUAGGCUUGCCGGGUGCCAGUCUUUAGGGUCCUUCAAUGUAGUAUACAAAACAAAGCAGGCUGCACUCACGGACUUUCAAACUUCAAGUGUAAUUUUAUUCCAUCCAAGAAACAAAAACGAUCAACGUUUCGGCCCAUGCAGGGGCCUUCAUCAGGAUCAAACAGUACUGUUUGAUCCUGAUGAAGGCCCCUGCGUGGGCCGAAACGUUGAUCGUUUUUGUUUCUUGGAUGGAAUAAAAUUACACUUGAAGUUUGAAAGUCCGUGAGUGCAGCCUGCUUUGUUUUGUGUAUAUAUAUAUAUAUAUAUGUAUAUAUCUAUAUAAUUUUUUUAAAAUAUUUUUAUUUAUAUAUAGGUAUAUAAUAGUGAUAUAUACGUAUAUAUUUAUGUAUAUAGAUAUAUAUAUUAUUUCGUUCUACGUGUAUUUUGAUAUAUAUAUAUAUAUAUAUAUAUAUAUAUUAAUUUCACAAUACAGUUAGAACGAAAUAACACACAUCUAUAUAUAUUUUAAUUAUUUAUUUUUAAUUAUUAUUUUUUUAAUUUUAUUUUUAACGUAUUUUACAUUUUUAUUUUUAUAUAUUAUAUAUAAAUAUAUAUAUAAAUACAAUUAUAUAUAUAUAUAUUUAAUCAGUAUCAGUUCACGUAAUUUAAUAUUACUAUAUAUAAUUAUAUAUAUAUUAAUAUAAAAUAUACCUGUGACGGGGUAAUGCAGUGUAUGUAUAUGUGUAUAUAUAUAUCUAGAUCAUAUAUAUAUAUAUUAUAUAUAUAUAUAUAUAUAUAAUAUAUAUAUAUAUAUGAUCUAAGUAUAUAUAUUUAUUUUUUUUUACACUCCCUGGGAGUCCCCGAACCGAUCGCCGCAUGGGAUCGCCGCUACCGGUAGAGAAAAGACCGAUAAUGCGUUAUUACGCCCGGGCGCUAGAGUCGCUUAGAAUAGGGCGUAAUAUGCACCCACCGGUCUUAUGCGUUAAAAGUAUGCAUCACAUUCACAUAAAACAUACAUUUCAGAAUCAGCAUACUCCAAAUACAAACAUAUGUCAAAAUCAUCCAAAUUGGUCCGGUGGUUCAAACGAUAGAUCGUAGUCCUUUGUGACCAAAGGAAGCAUGGCUUUUCUGCCCAAAACCAGUUCCACAGAGUCUUCUAUCCUGGAGAUAAUUGGGAAGUAAUCCAAUUAUCUCCAAGGACAGAGACAAAACUCCAUUAAGCACAUGGCAGUAAAAAGACAGUAAAAUACAAUAAAAUACACAAGGUUACAUUUAUUACAUAAAAUACAGACAUGCAACAUAUCUCCAGAUAGCUUAGGUCUGAGCGCACAUUAUUACUGAAUGGCGCUCAGACUACACAUAUACAGUUCAAUCGCCAUGGAGCCAAAGUCUUUUAUUACACGAAUAGGCUCCAUGGCAUAGCUAUCUGGGUUAAAUGAGUUAAUUCGGUAAAUCCGAGAAUCUACCGAACGCCAGGGCAGAAAUACAGAAAUAGACCUUUCUGCAUAGGAAAAUAAAGUAUUUAAAUGCCAGUCCAUAGUCAAAAGGCAGCAGGCAGGCAACCAGGCUCCUCCAAUGCACAGUGGCGAGAUUGGUCUCGUCACACCCUCCUGCAUAGGUUACGCUGUCUCAUCGAAACUCUAGUCGAGACUUAGUGAAGGGUGAAUAAACUGUUUUAUUAGAUCCAUGCACACUGAAUUUAUACACAGACCCCUAGCAUAGGGUCUCCAUUCAAAAUAACACAAGCCCGCCUAGGCUGGGAAAUAAGUGUGUCAGCUCUCGGUUAAACUAAUUAUCUACCGGACACAGAAAUACUAAAAAUUAACAAAAACAUAUAAAAUACAGUAAACACCCCCACAUGUCAUACAUCCUUGGAAGGUUUCUCUGGAGCGCCCCCACCCUGAUCGGAUCGGUCUAGCCCUAAUUAGAUGAAAGUCCAGAGUUCAGCAGGACGUGGCCAGCCUCCGAUCCGGCACAGGGCUCCAGAGUGCUAAGUAGAGAUUCACGGUCACCUAAAACCAUAGCUCUUUCCGUGGGUACAUGGAGCUCAACCAAGUUUUUGGUGUCUUGGAUGCCUCAUUACCCCCUCUAUCAACCUUCCAAAAAGCGCUCUGUUUGCUGGUUCAGGGGCCGAGAGCACUCUGAUUGUAGUUUCUUUGGACUGCAGCUACUCUGAGAUCCGCUCUAGAGUUCCAUAAGAUUUCAGAGCUACUCUUGGAUCCUGCAUAAUGUGUCUUCCUGGCUUGCUGGCCAUUAUAGGUUGCUUCUUGUGCCGUAAACAAGUCUGGUUGGCUCAGGAGACACGGGAUGGAGGGUCAGUAUCUAGUGACAAUAGUCUUUUUGGAGAGGGUGAGAGUUGGGGACAACAGUACCUGGAUUAGGUUACCCGAAGGUUUGUCACAAAUAUAAACAGUCUAAGUCAAAUAAAAUUCUGCACUUCCUUAGGAGCUGACAGCCACUGAGGAAGUCUGGAAUUUUACUAGGACGAAACAUGCUGAGCUCUUUACGUUUGUGGCUUCCCACCUUACUAACGAGCAGAAAAGGGCUCCUUGACCUCCAUGGGUGUUCAGGACUGAAGUCCUCAAAAUUUCUUCUAUGGUGGCACUAGAAGCCAGUAUUGCCCAUUUCUUUGAGUUUGUACAAUACCAUUUGUGAGUGUUUUUAUAUGUCAUUAUUUUUUAACUUAAUAAAUUGUACUAUACCAUGAUCGCUUUUCAUUUCCCCUGUUUGAGAUUAUUUUAGAACUUGGAAUUCUACUAAGACUAAGUUCAUAUGCCAUUGGUAAUUUUUUCUCAUUGGUAUAUUAUAAUUAAUUAACUGAUGUCUGGCGCCCUCUGUGCCUAUGGAUGGUUUUUGUAUGCAUUUUUUUAUAUGUUAAUUUGGGGAUUUUCUAUUGGAGUGAUCUUUUGAAUUAAAGCAUUAGCACUUGGGACAUUGUAAGCUGCCAAAAUUGCUUUAUACUGUUGUUUCUUUGCAUCCAAAUGGCUGUCAGAGAUGGAAUUGGGCAAAAGUAGACUAGUCAUUUCUUAGUCAACCAUAAAUUCGAUAUACCGGAAUUAAAAAUGAAUGCGAUGAAGGGGGCCUCGGCAUAUGUGGCGGCUUGGGAGAGGGACUUAGGGCCACCGGACGACCCCACGGACUGGCAAGAUAUCUGGGAGGCAACGGCCUCAAUAUCCAUAUGCGUUAACCAUAAGGAGCAAGCGUAUAAAACACUGCUCCGAUGGUACCUAACCCCGGUACGUUUGUACCAUAUGGGCAAGGCAGACGCGGACCUAUGCUGGAAAAACUGCGGGCAGAGAGGCACAUACAUACACACAUGGUGGCAUUGCCCUAAACUGGUCCCAUUGUGGGCGGAAGUAGCUACCCUAGUCUCAACACUCCUCCAGACCACCAUACCAUUAGACCCCUGGACCUGGCUCCUCUCCAGACCACGAGAGGACCUGACCAGAGCCCAAAACAAAAUGACAAACCGGAUAGCCUUAGCGACUAGACGGGCAAUAGCCGAAGUAUGGGGUUCGCCAAACACCCCCACACUGCAAACGAUCAUACGCAAAACCAAGGAAGCAAUACACAUGGAUAGGCUAUCAGCCAUAAUUCAUGAGACCUCUAAACACUUCCACAGAAUCUGGGACCCCUGGCUAUCCGAUCCCCACCUACAAUAAGGGCACACGGACAGCCUCCACCUCACCCACCAGGCCCGCUACUCCAACAUAGCGAUCAAAAUACCAACGCACGGAAACUCACAGUACAAAUAUUACCCCAACCCGAACCAUUGGAUGUCUACUGGGCUCCCGAAAUAGUGUCCCACCAUGGUACUCUCACCCUUGUACAUAGGUUCUCCACCCCCCCCCCAACUGACUACCCAGACGCAGGGGCGCCCAUUAGUACGCAACGAGGACGAUAAAAAUAGUCAAUAGGGGGCAUCCCAACCUACCACAAAACUGUUAACGAGACGAGCCGCAAAUCUCAUACGGCCACCAAUACAGACUGGUCCAAACGAAUUGGGCAAAGGGAAUAAGUCCAAAACAGAAAUCCCUGAACCCCGCACUAUUGCACGAUAAACGCCUAACCAACGGACCGCACCAAGACACAACUACUUGUUCGCAACACCCUAAGGCGCAAAGACAAGUAAAAUAUUGUGCUCCUGUAUCAUUGUGGCUGUUUCACCCCCUCCCUCUUUCAUUUCUGUACCCUAAUGUUUUCUUUUUCCACACCGGAAAACAAUAAAUAAAGAAUGUUUAAAAAAAAAAAAUGAAUGCGAUGGUAUAUUAUAACAGAAAUAUUGUAUUAAAAUAUUAAGUAAAAUGUUAAUGUCAGCAUUCCUUUAAAUGAGUAAGUAGCACCUCUAGAAAUUGAUACCUGGCAUUUUAUAGCACCUUUGCAAUGAUCAAAAGAAAUAUAUUAACCUAUGGGAUUACCCACAUAGAUUACUUAAAGAGACACUCGAAGUAGCAUAGCAUAGUGCAGUAGUGGUUAUGGUACCAGGAGUGCCCUGGCACCACCUAUUGUAAGUAGUCAAAACAUUUUAUGGCACUGCUCCCCACCUCCUGUCAGCCUUCAGGAGAGCCAAAAGCUCUAGUUUAGGAGUUACUGUUAGCUCUCUCAAGCUAAGGUAAGAUCUGCCUGGUACCACUCCCUGCCUGCACUACUUCCACGAGAGACGUAGGGCUGUGCAGGGCUGAUUCAUUGGCUGAGAGCAUCAGCGGAUCGCUCUCAGCCAAUGAGGUAUGCUCUCCACCACCAGUUUGAGGUCCGUUCAAGACAGGACAAGAUCUUGAUAAACACUCUUUUUGAGAUGGAACAUUUUUUACUUUCCAAAAAAGUCUGCCUUUGGACAUCAUGCCAGUGUCCAGUCCUUCCUUUGUACUAUUGUAGUGUUCCUUGAAAGCUCUAUGCAGUCAACUGAAGCUGUGUUCCAUAUUAGAUACCCGUGUUGUACAUUACCUUGUGAUGUCAGGGGAAAUCACACAUAAUUAGGAAGUACUUUACAUCACGUUCUUACAGCAUUUAUCCCCCAAACAAACACGUAUGCUAUUCUAUCUUGUUCCUUAACACUCAUAGGAAACUGAGAGAGUGAAACCACCACAACCAGUGUCUACACCAGCUAUUAAAACUCCAGGAAACGGUAAAGAGGAAGAAUUUAGGACACACUGGAUAAAAGGGGAUCUAGGUGAGUGUUCCAUUUAAAUGUAAACUAGUGAUCAUUUAUAUUUUAAUGCUCACAGAUACUUUCUGGUGUGGAAUUAACAAUUUGUUCUUAUCUUCGUAUAAGCUAACAGUCAUUUAUCCAAAAAAUGUCUAAUUUACUCUCAUCUUCCUUUCUGUACCUGUAGAAAAAGCACUUCUUAUAAAAUAUAUAUUACUCUACUUCUUGGGUGGCUUGCCGUAAUGUUAAUAUACAAAUAUUCUACAGUAUUUAUUAUAUUUUAUUUAUACUACUAAACUAAUUUCCUUCACCACCAUACCUUAUACAUCACCUUCUAUUUCUCCCCAUAGGAUCUUUUGAGGACAAAGAGCUUGAUAUAUAUCAGGUCAUAGAUGGAGUGCUAGGGAUAACAAAGUCUCACUCAGAUCCAAACAAGGUAACACAUCCUUCUCUUGGCUGAAGUCGAUAUUACUAAUGAUGUGGCAUUGUAUGUUGGGUUAUAUUUCAUAGGAAUUUUCUCAUCAGUAUUGUGUGUCUUUCAUAAUGCACUAGUAAGCACAUAUAGCCUUAAUUGACUGUAUGUGUAUAUGGGACACACAUAUUAAAUUUAUUGUAAUUACAUUUUCUCUUGAUGGUACUUAUGUUUACUGUUUUCUUGAAGGAUUGAAAAGGUUACGGUUUUUGUAUGUUAUGCAACCAAAGGCAAAAUAAUCCUCUUUUACCUGUUUAAAAGUUACAAAAUUAACAGGAGAGGUGAACAGGUUGAAUUUUUUGCACAAAAACAACAAAAACCUGGCAUAGAGAACAGAACAGAAACUAAGUUGGAACUCAUUAAUAUUCCAAAACAAUCAAAAGAUAUACAUAAGAUAAAGUAGGAAGUACCACAUCCUAUCAUGAACAGGCAUCAUCUUCUCUUCUCUCGAGAUCAAAGUGUUUGAAGUGCGAUAGUACUGAGGCCAUGCAAGGCAAACACUCCACAGCAAAGGUGUUAAGUUGAUAGAAAUGACUAACUUUGACAGCAGAAAAUGUUGUUUUGUGAUUGUGUUGAAAACAAACUUGUAAUAUCAGUCAAAAUAAAACAACUUGGGAUUGUGAUUCAGGCCUCAAUAGUAAGUAAUUGUAAGUGGACAACAAAGCUUCACAAUUUCGAGCAAACUAACUCAACGGAAAUAAACAACUAUUUAAAGUGGCAGUGUCACCAUCUGGGUACUUUGCAGAAUUUGCACACACACUAAACUGUGACAACAUUGAGGAUCUGGUGGCCGGGGGACUGACAAAGCGAAUUCCAUGCAGCCGUCACUGGUGAUGCCAGGGAGGAUUCUAGACGGCUGUAGCUCAGCCCCAGUCCCUACAUUGUCUUAGUAUAUCUUUUGACUGGGAUGGAAUUUCAGUGAAAUUCCUACACAGUCAAUAUGAGAGUUCCAUAAAGAUUUUAUCUUUAUGAAACACUAAUUUUUCGGGCAGGGGUGGUGUGAGAGUACCGCUUUAAAUUCGAUUGUCAACUCACAGCUCAUGUUCCAACUAGCCGUUUAAUUCUGUGUUUGAAUGCCAUUAGAUGAAUAUACAGCAAGGUAUAGAUAUAUUUAAUGAAAUGCCUUCCUAUAUUCCUUUGUUUUUUCCAGUCCGAUAUUUCUGCCUGUGUAUGUCCCGUUGUAACUGGACCACCAGGGCCAAAGGUUAGUAAAAAGAAGUGUUUUAAUAUAAAGCACAUUAAGUAAUAUUUAUCUAUGUUUUUGCUCCAGCGAAACAUAAACCCUCUGUAGUCCGUAUGUCCUGAAGGAUGAGAUACUUCAUACUUUAGAAUAAGUAUGCCCAUUGGUAAGUCACCUGCCAUUCUGGUACCGCAACUUUGAUGAUACUUUUUCAGUCCAUGCGUGACUUAUUUCUCAUGAAAGCUGUUGUUUCAAUUUUUCAAGAGCUAGUGAGCUAACUUUUGGCUCUCCAGAAAAAAAAAGUAGAGGGUUAUGUAUGAUGGGCAGUUGAGGCUAAAAGUUCUAAAAGUGGAACAAUCAGCAAAAAUAUUCAAUUUCUUUGUAUAGUGAUGGAAUGUUCUCUCUUCUUGCUCACAUUUAGAGCUUUGUAUCAGAAGUUAUUAUUACACACAGCUGCUAUAAUCUCCAGAGAACGUCUCACAAACUAGUUGAGCUUUACCACCACAAUAAAGGGGCUUUAGUAAAUGACCAUAUCCUAUUAAAAAAAAAAAAAAGGGGAAAUGCCAUAUUGGGUAUUAAACUAACUUAGGUAUUUCCAAAGCCAUGUAUUUAAACUCACAUGUGUGCGGUCAAAAACAUCAUGAAGUGUGUGCUUUGCGACCAGUAAGGACCUAAAAAUAAUUGAUAUGUCAUCAAAUGGGUACCCAUUCUAAUUUGUGUGGAUGCUUCCAAAAAAAAUUGGGUUUUGCUUAAAAAAAAAAAAAAUGUAUGUAUGUUUUCAGGAAAAUUUUCAUAGUUACCGUAAUUUCCUUUUCCUUUGUAUUAUUCAUUGCAACAUUGUUUUCUCUCCCUGAAUUUUGUUGGACAUGUUACUUGACUGUAGAUCACAGUCACAGGCUACUGGAGACCUACUUAUAUCUAUGUCUUCAUUUAUUUUAAUUGAUGCUCCUGUCCUAUUGGCUGAAGGGGGGAGCUAACCCAUUAGUUAAAUGCUGCCAUGGUUAGCCAAAGAAAAAUUAUGAACAAAAACAUAGUGGAAUCAAAUAUGGAUUUUAAACAGGAGAAAUUGUCUUUUUUCUGUAUUGCAAAUACAUGUGUUUUCUUUUCUUUACAACUCUUUCGAGACAUGAACAGAAAAUGUUUCCUUUUUCACUUGGACUUUGCAAGUCAUUAAUUGCCACUGCAUAUUUCUUCAAAUGUAUAUUAUAGUCUUCCCAUAAUUUAUAUUUCAAAAAUAUCUAUAAUCUACUACUCUAAAGUUGCUCCAAAGUAAUUAGCCGUAUUUAUGAAAGAUUUGUGCUUAACAGGGUGAAACAGGAGAAGUUGGUUCUCCAGGAGCUCCUGGACUUCCAGGCAGCCCAGGUCGCAUCGGGGAGAGAGGAUUAGAUGGACAACCUGGACUACCUGGUCCUGAAGGACCACCCGGCCCACCAGGGUUACCAGGGUACUCUGCAGCAGGGGCCUCCACUGCCCUUGAUGAAGACAAUAAGGUGAGGAGUAUAAGAAUAGAUGUAAAAGGUUGACCAUGAUUUGUAUAUUGUAUAUUUAAUAUAAACUAUUUUCUUUAAAAUGGGAAUAUUUUUCUUCCCAUUGAUAUUACAAAAUAGAGGCUUGCAAACAUAAAUAGAUAUGCUUUUUCCAUUCUCCAUUAUCUCUUAAACAUAAGGCUCAUUUAUUGAGCCUUGUUAAUGCUUCUGCUAUAUUCAAGUAAUAGAAGAUCCACCGCCCUUAUUGCAGAAUCUUAUAUCUAGUCGGAAAUGGUGGGAUAGUGCAUAUUCUCUUUCUUGAGUGCAAAAGCACUCGAAGCUGGUCAUCAGUUAUGAAUAUACCUAAAUAAUUACCGAUUAAUUUAACUAAGCUAUAAAGUCAUGUGGUGUAUGGCAGGAAUGGGAUACUACAGACGGGUUACCUUAAAAAAUCCCUAAAACACAUAGUAUUAGAGAAGUCUAUCAUCUCGCCCAUCAACUGCUUAAGUUGUAUGACCUUCCCCUGCCAUCUCCCAUCUAUUGGGCGCCUUCCUCCCAAACAUCCCUCCCAUCCUUUCAAAUAUAUAUAUAGAUCAUUUAAUUUCUUUUAGUGUAAUUUCCAAAUAUGAAUUCAUGCAUAUUUCUACAUUUUACACAAACCUUAUUAUAAUUUUAGUGUUAACUUUUGUAAAUAUUUAUAUUAAUUAAGUUGUGAUUUUUAUUGAGUCUAUUAUUCUAUGUAAGGUUAUAUAUAUGUACAUUAAUUCAGUACGUACACACGUAUAUACCUACAUAUGCACAAAUGUAUGCAUACAAAUACACACUUACACAUAAAUAUAUGCACAAUUAAAUUUCUUUCAUAUUUCUAAAGUUUUCUUUUUUUCCCAUUUUUUCCCUCCUCCCUCUUUAUCUUAUUAUAUAUCAAUUAUUAUCUACUGAGCUGCUUGUUUUUAUAUCUGUGUUUCAUUCUUCACUUAUUGAUUCUAUAAGUCGGCUAUUAUAUAUAGCAUUCCAUUAACCCUUUUCCCAUUAGUGGGAAUAACAUUUCUCCCAUUUCCAACCUACUUUGCCCAUCAAUUUUAUUCAUCUGCAUCGUUUAAUAAUGUAUAUCUCUCUUUUCUAAACCUUAAUUUUCUUUUUUAUUUUACCUAGGUCCCUUUCUCUUCUCCUUCCCCUCACCUCAUUUCCCCUCUUUUGUUUACCCAACUCUUAUUACUAACAAUGUUCUUUGCCAAUUAACAAAAAGUAUGAAGGAGAAAAAAAGAGGUAAAAAUGAGAAAAAUACUGGUAUAUCUACUAAAGUGCGUUCAUCUGUGUCACAGCUCCUUUUUUCUUUUCUUCCUCUGUGGAUGUGUUAUCCAUGGUUGAUUCAGGAGUUGUGGUGUUGCAAUCCCCUCUUUCAGUACUCUUGACCAUUCUUGUAUGUUUGGAACUUAGAUUUGUAGCUUUUCACAGAACUUUGGAACGUCUUUAGGGGUUUUAACAACAAAUAUAUCCAAGUCUCUCUUGACUGUUAUAUUUAAUGGGAAGCCCCAUCGAAAUAGGAUGUUUUUUCAUUUAAUAAAUCAGUUAAUGGUUUAUCUUUGUCUUGCCAAUAGUGUUGAGCAUGAUAUAUCAGGAAAAAUCUGAAUCGUUGCUUCUCUAUACUGUAUGCUCUAUUGUUGUUUAGUUUUUCUCAGUAUUCCUUCUUUUAGAGCAUAUGAGUGAAGACCGCAUACAAUAUCUUUUGGGAUGGAAUUAGAUAUUUCUUUAGGCUUUAGAAUGCGAUGCGCUUAGUCGAGCAGAUAUUAUGCAGUAUCUUCUCCGGUGUGCUCGGUGUCCUUGCCGUUUCUUAUUCAUUCUUGGUCAGUCGGAGGGGAGAUUGAUAGGGGCACCAGAAAGGAUUUAAAUCUUUGUGUUGCUUCUUUCUUCUCCUUCUUAGUAGUAUUGGGGAUGGAGUUGGCUUUUUUGUUUUUGUCCAUUUAUUUAUUUUUUUGGUAUUAGGUCUUGUGGAUCUCUUCAGACGUUCGGUCCUUCCUAAUAGCUCGCUGGCUCUGGACCUCGUCAAAGCAUGUGCUCUCACAUCUUUUUCUGUUCACGCUCUAAGAUCUAUUGACUUUCCUUUCCCACUGUGUAUUUGUCCCUCAUUCAUUUAGGUUGUAAGCUUGUUUGGGCAGCACCAUCUUCAUCUACUGUUCCCAUAUGUGAAGUGUUUUGUUAGAAUAAUUUGUAUGUGUUGUUUUAGCUAUUGUACAGCGCAGCAGAAUAAAAAUGUGUAAUUAUAAUGUGUAUAAUAAUUUGUAUAAUAAUGUGUAACAUAAUGUGUAUAUAAUAUAUAACUUCAAAAAGUAAUAGUUGUGUUGCCUCAUAUUUUAUGCGUUCGUCAAACACAAGGUACUUUCAAAAAAACUACAUACAAUUAUUUAUUUUUUGCAGGUUUUUCCAGCAGUGGCUGGCCCUCCAGGGCCUGAAGGACAACGUGGAUCUAUGGGGUUUCCAGGCCCACCAGGAUUACAAGGACCUGAAGGGCCACAAGGUCCCCCGGGGACUCCAGGACUUCCGGGUCUUUCUGGACAUCCUGGAAAUUCUGGUCCAGAAGGACCACGAGGAGAAGUAGGUCCUGUGGGUCUACCAGGUCCAAGAGGUUUUCAAGGGGCACCUGGGCCACAAGGCUUUGAGGGCCAGAGAGGACCUGAAGGCCAAAGAGGACCAGAAGGACCACCAGGACCUCAGGGACCCUCAGGAAUACAGGGAAUGCAGGGACUCCCUGGCUCAGAAGGGACCCCUGGCAUGAUCGGAUUACCAGGUUUGCCAGGAAUGGAUGGAUCUCAGGGUCCUCCAGGUCCUGAGGGUCCAGAAGGCGCUGCUGGAAUACAAGGUUUACCCGGGACAAAGGUACUGUAGCAGCUGAACAAAUAAUUUCUUCCAUAUAACAUUUUUAUGUGUUUACUUUCUUAAGGUGUAUUGUUUUCGAUAUAUGAAUAACAUAUUGGUAAUCAAUGUAACAUAAAUCCUGAAAAAUAUUCAAAACUUGACCUCUGAACAAGAAGAACUGGAUGGUUAAAUAUAUGCAACAUUUGGUUCUCACCAUGUCCAUUUGAUCAGUCAUCAAUAUCUCAUUUAAAAAAAAAACGGGCAACAGGAUUAUAGCUUACGGUAAACAUUUUUAGUGGCAUAUAUUCUAGGAACAACACAUUUCAUGUACAAUGGUGCCACUCAUCUGAUCUGACAGCAAAUGUAAUUUCUGGACAAUAGUACAUAGAAGAGGAUUGUCAUAAAUUAUGUUACUUGUGCAGCAUCUGAGAUAUUGAUCAGUAUUGCAUAACUUCCAGUAAUAGAAGACAUCAGAAAAAGACAAUGGCACCAUGCAUCCACUGGCCUUAUCGCAGAAUCCUAUUUCUAGUCGGAAAUGGUGGAAUAAGUGUCCCUAUUUUGUGCCCAAAUCCCUCUGUCCCCCUUUUCUCUCCUAAUGUCCCUCUUUUCUAGGGGCGCUCUAUAUUGUUGGUGUGUCUGAGUAUAUAACAACGCUCCACAGCAAUGAUACUCCCAGUAAUGUGUCUUUAAACGAUAAUAAAUGCGUUUAGAAAUCAGACUGUGUAAUUAAGACACAUUGUUCUUGUUCAAAAUGACCUUUUAGUUGCAUAAAGUGUUAUUAGUAACUCACUUAAAAUUUCCCAGAACAGACCCACUCAACCCCCUACUUACACCCCAAAAAUUUAAAUAUCACUCUUUGUCCAUUUGACACGAUGGAAGGUAUGGUAGUGGUCAGAAAUUCCAAAAUUGCCAAAGUAGCUGAAUUAGAAAAAUUCUCAAAGUUUAUCUAGUUUUCAGUUUGGCUAUUUGGCCUAAAAUUAGAAGUUCACUAUGAAUUAACAGUAAAUUCUUGGCAAUUCUCACAUUAGUAAAUAACCCUGCAAGUGAAAAGUCCCUUUCUUUCUUUUGUUACAACUAUUUUGACGUAAACCAGUUUGAGUAAGCACAAUUACAUCAUUUUACACUGAGCAGCAAAUUCUGGACCAUAUUCAAAACGCUUUGUGCUAAGACACAUUUGUUUUCCGUGCUAUAAGGCACUCUAAACAUCAUAGCCACUACAGUGCCUUUUUAACAAAUCAAUAGGCCAUUUCCUGUACCCAAUGGCAACAGUCCCUGGAACCCUGAUGACUCCUGUAGAGUUAGAGUAUAAUAAAAUACAUCAAUUAUCUAAAUACCAUUAUUUAUGUUCUAUAAACUUCCUUACUCUAUUCUAGUCUAAGCUUCUGGUUCAUGUAAUGUAAGCAUCUACAGAUGAAAAAAAUAAUGGCUGCUGCUUUCCUUCAUGUCCCAAACAAUAUUUAUAUAUUAAUGAAGUUAUUUAGAUUUUAACAUUACAUGUAUAAGUAAGUGGGCUGCUUUUUCCCAUCGUGGGUCCAUCAGAUUUUCGCUUCUCAAACAUAUUGUUUAUUGCCCACAAUUCAUAUGAACUCUACAACAUUUUGAUUAGCUCAGGAAAUACCUAUGUGAGCUAAGCCACAGCAUCAUUAAAGGAUCACUAUAGGGUCAGGAACACAAACAUGUAUUCCUGACCCUAUAGUGUUAAAACCACUAUCUAGCCCCCCUGGGCCCCUCAUGCCUCCAUAAAUAUAGCAAAAUCUUACUGUAUUUAAGCCAGAAGCUGUAGAUCUGCAUGCUGUUUGACUCAGAAAAAAAACAAGCUGCCUGCUGACAUCAUCAGAAGUGGUAGCCUGAUCCAAUCACAAUGCUUCCCCAUAGGAUUGGCUGAGACUGACAAGGAGGCAGAUCAGGGGCAGAGCCAGCAUGAUUCAAACACAGCCCUGGCCAAUCAGCAUCUCCUCAUAUAGAUGAAUUGAAUCAAUGAAUCUCUAUGAGGAAAGUUUCAGUGUCUGCAUGCAGAGGGAGGAGAUACUGAAUGUUUGGAUGCAUUUUAGGCAGCUAUGACCCAGGAAGGAUUUCUAACAUCUAUCUGAGGAGUGGCCAGUGACGUUAUCACUAGGCUGUAAUGUAAACACUGCAGUUUCUCUGAAAAGACCGUGUUUACAGCAAAAAGCCUGAAGGUAAUGAUUCUACUCACCAGAACAAAUUCAAUAAGCGGUAGUUGUUCUGGUGACUAUAGUGUCCCUUUAGUGGUAUAGAAACCAGAGAAGGGAGUGUACAGGUGUAACACACUGUGGAGGAGUAAAACCUUGAACCUUGUACCUCGAAGAUGUAAACUUAUGUAUAUUUUUUUUUAUUAUUUGUUAUUCAUCACUUUCUUCUAUUACUUUUAUAGUGACUUCCUCAAUGAAUCUUUUUUUAAUCCAACAGGGAGAGAAAGGUGAUACGGGUAUGCUAGGACUACCAGGUUCCAUUGGCGCACCUGGUGAAAAGGGAGAAAGAGGUAUGCCAGGUCAACCGGGAUCCUCGGCUGACGCUAAGUGCUGCAAUGUGAGUACCGAGUUGUAUGUAGUAAAUAUCUGAAAAGCAAGUACAGAGCAGCGUAUGGUUUAAUAGAAAUAUAAAAAUUUUAUUUGUAUGCAGGAUAACGGCAUUACGUCACCUCCUGAACAAUAUGUAGGACUUCCAGGAUUAAAGGUGAGAAUCAUCUAAGUAUAUGCGUGUGCCAUGUUAUAAGAGGGUGCCCAAAAGUUCCAAACUGCAAAUUCCAUGAUGAUCCAACAGCCUUUAGUUCUAAAACAUCUGAGAUUAUAACUUUUGGGCUUCCUUGCUGUAAGAAUUCUUAUACCACAAUUGGAUAAUAUAUGACUGUGUAAUAGAGUUUAUGUGUUUAAACACACCUUGACACUCUUUACGCUUGCCACAAAUACUCUAGAAUUCACAGAUAAAGCCAGGCUCUCCAAUGACACAUCCAUCUAUUCUGUGUAUAUAAAGAACACAAAAAUAUAAAUCAAUACAUUCUUGGCCAUAAGGCAUGCUUUACAGUCAAAAUACGUCAAUAGAUAUUCAAGGAUUUCUUUUUUUUUCCCACAUCCCUUAUGGAUCCUACAUGAGUCUACAUGUAUGUGGUAGAGGGAGGGAAUAGCGCUUUAAGGAAUUCUCAGAUGAUGAUAAAUGUGUAAAGAAAUAAAAGAGAGAAAAAAUAAACUAUAGUGCAGUAUCUGUGGUGUGAGUGGGUAGGAGAAAAAAAAGGAAAGGCACUUACAGUGUGUAGAGCUAGAAUUAGCUCUACUUUAAUACGCCAGGGGAGUUCAAUCCCCGUCAGGGGAAAUCGUAUGUGUUCCUUAAUCCAAUGGCAAGUGUUCCAGAGAGCAUGAGAAAUAAACAGAAGACAAAUCCCUAUCUAGUGUAGUAUAUUAGGAUACUGAAGUAGAAUAAAAAAUGUGUGGAAAUACACUCAUAAUAUACAGCCUCCAAAUGACUCCCAGAAAGCAGCAUAAAGUCCCCACUUAAGUAUCUUGUUAGCUGGUAGGAGAUCUUGUGAUGUAUUAUGUAGAUAAAAACAGAAGAUAAAAGGUAUAGUGCUCACUGGUAUUAAAAAAUUUUAUUGGAGCAAAAUAUUGGGUUUUUUUUCUCAGUCCAGAGGGCCCAGGUGGGUGGUGCCUUCCCCACCAAAGGAAAAGGUUUUCUGGCUCCAAAGAAAAGUGAGGGUAGGUCCAGAGGUAUUAUUAAAAAACAACUGAUUUAUUAGCUCUAAAAAAUAAAUAUUGAGAAAACCUUGUUGAAGAUGAAAUGUGUUAAUGAUUACUAUAUUGCUUUAACUUUUAUAUUUAUUUUUAAGAGCUAAUAAUCAGUUACCAUCAACAUUCACAACACCCACGACCCAACCUUAUGAAUUGCUGUCUUCCUGAAAAACCAUUCUUGAAUCCUUGAACUCCAAAGAAAACUUGAUGACUCCUAAAAUAAGGUUCCACCGUAUGAGUCACAUUUCCCCCUCUCUCUGUAAACUUUGCCAACUAUGCAAGUCGAGAUUUCAAGGUGAAAAAAAACCAUAAGCAUGCUGCAUUGCAAGGUAUUCAAUGAAACCCUGCCUAACUACGACAUGACCAUUCUUUAAUAUCAGAUGGUUGAUUGGAUAAUCAGCUGCUUGAUGUGAAAAGAAAUUAAAAACUAGAAUCCUAAUGUCCCCCACUACCUAUCAAGAUUUGGGGCUUAAGAACACCACAUUUGGGACAUUCAUCCCCACCAAAGCUCCCCCCACAGCCAUGUUUUUGCCACCUAAUUAAUUUUGAGUGUGAUGACACACUAAAUGCGCUGGUUUAAACUUUUCAUUUUUAAAAUCACAAUCCGUAUUACAGAAAUAUUAAGACUAACUUUAGAUGUCAGUUGUCUGGAUGAAGGCAGCAUUGAUUAUUCUGAAACAUUCAUGGUGACAUCCAAAUAAAUAAGUUAAAGUGUUUAUAGGACUGGUAUAGCAACAAAGAUCACUACAUAACCUACCACCAGUUGUCUUAAUUACUCUGUCUAUAAAAUAAAUUCGGUCCAGGCACACAGGACUGCUGCAGGAAGGCAGGUUUAUUGGAACAAAAAAGUGCAACGCUUGAUAAAGCCUCUGUGUAGGCCGAAACGUUGCACUUUUUUAUUCCAAUAAACCUGCCUUCCUGUAACAAUCCUGAGAGCCUGGACCUUAUUUAUUUUAUCUUCUAAACUAGGUUUUGCCAACCCUGGCCCUGAUAAGCACCUGGAUUCCUGAGUGUGAGUGCGGUAUCCUCCGUUUGUGAAUUACUCUGUCUGACAGCAGUCUGCCAUACAAUCUUAUUAAUGCACAAUAGCCCACCAUUAAAUACACAUAGAAGGCAAGUCUAUAGAGUUAUCAACCAUACAAUCACUUGGUUUGGUUUUAUAUAGAUUAUGCAAGAAAGUAACAAAAACUUAAAAAAAAGUAGAAAUGAUACUCAACUUUGAGGUUUCUGCAACCCCCGGGGUUUGCAUCUUCUUCAGUAAGCUCUCCCCACACAAGAAAAUAGUUGUGUACUGUAUAAAGCUUAGGUUGCAUUGGUCCUUUAAAGAUGAAUUAUGACUUUUCAUUGAAAAUCAGUUCGUGAUGAAAGGAUACUAUAGUGCCAGGAAUACAAAGCUGUAUUCCUGGCACUAUCGCUCCCCCCUCCCUCGCACGCCACCGUCCCCACUGAAUAACUGGUUAAAGCCCUUUAUUUACUCACCUGAUCCCAGUGCCAACGUCCCUAGGCGCUGGGCCAUGCUCUGCCUCCUCCUCUGUCCUGCACGAGCAUUAGACCUCCCCAUGGGAAAGAUUUAAAUCAAUGCUUACCUAUGGGGAAAAAUCUGACGCUGGAGGUCUCUCAUGCAGAAUGUGAGGACAUCCAGCACCAGAUACCGGAUCAAAGGUCUGUUUCAAACCAGGAAGCCCUCUAGAGGCUGUUUAGUUCUCUGGAACUGCAAUGUGUUACAUUGCAGCACUAAGGGCAAUAGGGACAGUGAACCCAGACCACUUCAAUGAGCUGAAGUGGUCUAAGUGACUACAUUAUUAUUAUUAUUAUUUUAUUAUUUAUAUAGCGCCAACAAAUUCCGUAGCGCUGUACAAUGGGUGGACUAACAGACACAUAAUUGAGAUCAGACCACUGACGUACAGGAACAGAGGGGGUUGAGGGCCCUGCUCGAUGAGCUUACAUGCUAGAGGGAGUGGGGUAUAGUGACACAAAGGGUUAAAGUAGGGGAAUUAAAUAGUUUGUUACAGAAGGGUUUAUUGAGUGCUUGGUAGGUCAUUUUUGACAGGUGCAGGAACGGAGUCAUGGGUUGGGGGAUGAGAAACCUGCUGACAGUUUAAUUGAUACGCUUUAAUGAAGAAGUGAGUUUUCAAAGAUUUUUUGAAGGAAUGGAGGCUGGGUGAAAGUCUGAUUGAGGAGGGAAGGGAGUUCCACAGAAUAGGUGCAGCCCUGGAGAAGUCUUGAAGGCGAGCAUCAGAGGUGGGGAUCCGGGCAGAGGAUAGGAGUAGGUCUUGGGCUGAGCGCAGGGGUCUCGACGGGACAUACUUGUGUAUGAGGGAGGAUAGGUAUGUUGGAGCAGCAUUAUGUAGGGAUUUGUAAGCAAGCGCCAGAAUUUUGAAUUGGGCCCUAUAUCUAACUGGAAGCCAAUGCAGGGACUGACAGAGCGUGGAGGCGUGGGAGGUGCGACCGGACAGGAAAAUAAGCCUCGCAGCUGUAUUCAUUACAGAUUGCAGCGGUGCAAGCUGGGAACAUGUAAGGCCGGUGAGAAGGGGAUUGCAAUAGUCAAGGCGAGAGAGAACAACAGCAUGGACCAGUACCUUAGCCGCGUCCGGCGUUAGAUAUGGGCGGAUGCGCGCUAUGUUCUUGAGUUGGAAGCGACAGGAUUUGGCUAUCGAUUGAACAUGGGGAGUAAAAGAGAGAUCAGAAUCAAAAAGAACUCCUAGGCAGCGAGCCUGGGAGGUAGAGGUGAUAGUAGCGCCGUUGACUUGGAUGGCGACAGACACAGGAGUAGCAGCACUUGAGGGAGGAAAAACUAGAAGUUCUGUUUUGGACAGGUUGAGUUUAAGGAAGUGAGCAGCCAUCCAGUUGGAAAUAGCAGAGAGGCAGUCAGAAACACGAGUCAAGGUGGGCGGAGAGAGAUCAGGGGAGGACAGGUAGAUUUGCGUGUCAUCUGCAUAUAAAUGGUAUUGGACGCCAAAAGAGCUGACGAGUUUACCAAGGGAGGCAGUAUAGAUAGAGAACAGUAGGGGGCCGAGACAGAACCUUGGGGGACGCCGACAGGGGAGAAGAGGCAGAGCCAGAGAAAGAAACACUGAAGGAGCGCUGGGAGAGGUAGGAGGAGCACCAGGAGAGAGCAGUAUCCCGUAGACCAAAGUUACGGAGAAUGUGAAGAAGCUGUUGAUGAUCAACAGUGUCAAAGGCGGCAGAAAGAUCAAGGAGGAUUAGGAUAGAGUAUUGGCCGCGAGAUUUAGCAGCAAUUAAAUCGUUGGAUACUUUGGUCACAGCAGUUUCGACAGAGUGACCAGCGCGGAAUCCAGACUGAAGGGGGUCAAGCAGAGAGUUGGAUUCAAGAAAGUCUGUCAAUCUGGCGUAGACAACUCUCUCGAGGAUCUUGGAGGCAAAUGGCAGUAGCGAGAUAGGGCGGUAGUUGGAUGGGGAGUUGGGAUCAAGGUUGGGCUUUUUCAGAAUUGGGGUUACGGUUGCAUGUUUGAAGGCAGAGGGAAAUGUGCCAGAGGAAAGGGAGAGAUUGAAAAUGUUAGCGAGAGGAAGAGCAAGAGAGGGAGACAAAGUGCGGAUGAGAUGCGAGGGAAUAGGAUCGAGGGAGCAGGUGGUGGGGCGGGAGGACAGGAGCAGAGCAGAAACCUCUUGUGCUGUAGCAGGUGCAAAUGAGCUUAGGAUGACAGGGGGAGUGGGGUUGGGUGAUGUAUUGAUACUGGUUUGUCCCUUUAACCUUUUUUCAUGUGUAAAUCUGUAUUAUGGAUUUACCAAUUAAAGUGGCAACUCCUACCACCAACACGAGUAUUUCAUAACGAUAACAUCUUUAUUAAAUACUCAUAUUGACUGUGUGUUAGUCUUUUCUGAAAUUGUAUUACCCUUUAAAACCAUGACACUGCUGUCUUUACAGAUAGGGUGAAUUUGAAGGGAAGCUACAAUAUAGCGCCAUCUAGUGAAAAAAUAAGAGGAAGCAAGUCAAAAGACUUAAGAAAUAAUAUGUAUAUUCAGCCACGGGGAGGGACAGCAAAUGCUGCACACUCUCAAAGUUGGAGAGGGAGCCUUGGAGGCUGUUCAUCUGUUCCUGCACGCCUGAGUCCUCUCACCCUUGCAAGCCGAGACUGUCAGAGCAUUGUCGCAGGUUACCAUGGCAACAAAUUGAUGCUGAACUCUUCACACACACACACAUAAAAAAAUACCCAAAUUACAAAUAUACAAGAGUGGUUAGCACUACAUCACACAGUCCACAAUAUUACCAGCAUGCUGAUUCUGUCGGACUGUGUUUCUGAUUAAUACAUACAGUCACCUCCUAGUUCUGCAACCUGCAUCAUAGUAUUUACAAGGCUGUUCUUCACAUUUAAGUUAAAGCCACCUUAUCAAAAUGCUUUAGAUGUCAAAUCGUUUUGAAUAGUUGCUCUGUUACAUAGUAUUGUAUAUGUUCUAUAUUUUUACUAUUUUUUAAGAUGUAGAUUCAGAAGGUAAGAAUGCUGGGUAUUUCCUUUUCACAAUUAUUAUUUUGAGAAAAUGUAAUAAUGUGAGAACUAUUAAAUAUUGCAUUAUUUCAGAGAUGCACCAUUUCAUAGUUUAUUUAUAGCUUUGUAUACUGGACUUGAUGACUGGUACCUUCAUGGGGUUUAACAAAAACAAAUGUAUUAAAGUAACGUUCCAAGCAACAUAACCACUGCAGUGAUGCGAGAGCACUAAUGGCACCAGUGUUCUGUAGUGGUUAUGGUGCUUGGCGUUUUCCUUUAAGGAUGCUGUGUCAUUUUUUUGGUUCAAGUUGAUAUCAGGGGUUAUUUUUCUUUGUUUGUUUUUUCGUUAUUUUUUUUUUGUGGUUCCUAUUGUAUUCUUACAUUUAUUAUAAUUAAUAUUAUCUUAUAGCUAUGAUUUAUUGAAUUGUUCUUGUUUGUUUGAUUUUCAGGGAGAGAAGGGUGACCCAGGAGAGGUAUGUAUUUAGAUAAAUAGCUUAUCUACACAGAGCCGUCUCACCUAAAAUAAGUCAUUCUCCAUACUCUGUCCAUUAUGGUACACGUCCUAGCAUCCAGCUCCAGCAUACAGUGUAAGACCUGCAACUGUUACUAUAUAUGCACUCCUAACUUAUCUUAAUUAAAGACGCAUGUCAUUCCGGUGUUGGAAAAAAACUGCAAAGAACAUAGGACAGUUUUACUCUUUGAGUUGUCAUGUCUUCGUUUAUUAAGAGCUAUUUUCAUCCACCAUGAUUUUAUUGGUCUCAUUCACAUGAAUACAGUGAUUUUUACUGGCAGAUAAGUGUCGUUCUAUAGAAAACUUGCCAAAUGCAAUAGGUCUAGUUUGUGAAUUUACAAGAAUGUCAUUAUUUCUAAGGGCUGUUCCAGUUGCCAUGAAGACAAUCAAAUAGUGAUCCCUGGUCCCCCAGGUCCUGUUGGGCCUCCUGGGCUACCUGGUUCCCCAGGGCUACCUGGACCCCCUGGACCUCCAGGCGAACGAAGUGUUUCUGAAACAAACAUCCCCACAGAGGUUAGUACAAACAGUACAAAUGUAAAACUUUACGUACAUUUAUAUUAUAAUGUUAAUUAUGAUCAAUAAAUCUAUCGAUUUAUUAAUUGAUAUGAUUUUCUAUUAGAGAAAAUCCUCUCUGUAAAUGUCUAUGCUUUCCAAUAUAAAAACCUAUAUUUUCUUUAAGCACAAUGAGAUUGAAAAUGUAUUGCCAUUGCAGAACCACCAUAACUAGAGUUAUUUUUAUAUGAAAUCAAUGUAAAAUUAUAUGCUUUAACGGGACACUAUACAGAACAACUACAGCUUAUUGAAUUUGUUCUGUUAAGUAGAAUCAUUACCGUCAGGCUAUUUGCAGUAAACACUGUCUUUUCAGAGAAAAUGCAGUGUUUACAUUACAGCCUAGUGAUAACUUCAAUGGCCACUCCUCAGAUAACUGUUAGAGAUCCUUCCUGGGUCAUGGCUGCCUAAAAUGCACCCAAACAUUCAGUAUCACCUCCCUCUGCAUGCAGACACGGAACCUUCCUCAUAGAGAUUCAUUGAUUCAAUUAAUCUCUAUGAGGAGAUGCUGAUUGGCCAGGGUCGUGUUUGAAUUGUGCUGGCUCUGCCCCUGAUCUGCCUCUUUGUCAGUCACAGCCAAUCCUAUGGGGAAGCAUUGUGAUUGGAUCAGGCUACCACUUCUGCUGAUGUCAGCAGGCAGUGGGCAGGUCUGAAGGAAAAAGGGACAAAGUAAGCAGCUGCAGACUUGGAUACAAGUACUAUAUUUACGGAGGCAUGAGGGGACCAGGGUGGCUAGAUUGUGGUUUUAACCCUAGGGGGCAGGAAUACAUGUUUGUGUUCCUGACCCUAUAGUGCUCCUUUAACAUUCCACAGGGUGCAACUGCAUUGAGCCCAUAGACCCUUCGGAUCACUGACAUCAUCUUUCAUAGGUUUACAGAAAUAGAGAUACCGAUGAUUUAGGGUCUCCCAUGAUAAUUUCCCACUUCAGGGCAGUAUUGAUUAAAAUAAACAGAUGCUAAUUUUAAUCAUGAUCUAACACUAGGCAUGGUAAAGGCAGGGCUUCCAUAGUACCCUCUUUUAAAUGUAGCAAGGUUUAGACAGAGAUUGACCAGGAUUGUGAGAUCUGUACCACCAACCUCACAGUCUUCUUCCCUCCCACUGAACCAAAUGGCCUUGAAACCUGUGGAUUUCUCAUCCACCUAAACCAUGGUUCGAGUAGAUUGACAAAAAUAAAAGUUGUUUGACAGUCAUUUGAUACUUCCACAUUGUAUUGUAGAAAUAUUAUAAAAAAGUAACAUAUAACAUUUCCAUCUCUAAUCAAUACCAUAAAUGGCAUUAUUGUGGUUGGGAGGUUGACUUUUCUGGAUCUGACACUAAAAACUAUAUGAAGUAACAUUUAAUGGUUUCUUCCCCAUAGGACAGCAGAUCAGACGUAUAUGGCUCCCUGCUCUUUUCUGUGAGUUAAAUCGAUGUUUUUCUGUGCAUUAAUUUACAUAUCAGAAAACCACAUUGACUAUUAUAGUGUCUAUUUAAGGUCUAUCAGUCACAUUAGUCUCAUUACAGGAGCAACUUUAUAAUAAAGGGCCAUACAAAGCUACAAAUACACAAUGGACACAUAUAAGAGAUAGAUAAUAAAUAUUUCAUGGAGUUUUAUGGGCAGGGUGAGAAAAUGGAGCAAUGUAUACACCAUAGGAUAGGAAAGGUGCUAUCUAGGGGAAAAAGAGAAUGGCGUAAAUGACGAGAAGAUGUGGAGAGAAGAAUUGUGUGGCAGAUGAGAAGCUACAGGAAGGACAAUGAGGGAUCUGAAACGAUAAUAAAAUUCUGAAAGAUAAGGAGCGGUGUAGAGCAUGUUGAGAUGGUGGAGAAAGACAUGGAAGAGACAUACACAGAGUCGAUGAAAAUCAUAUGAGAAACUUGAGGAAAAAACGGUGUGGAGCAAAAGGGAGGGCAAUAGUUUAGAGGGUAAAUAUGGUGGAAAGGAUACUUACUGAGAAGAAAAAGAGGUUGGAGAAAAAACACAUAUGAAGGAUAAAGAGAAGGAUCAAUGAAAUGAGAUUGACAUAAGAACAUUGAUGUGAGGAAGGGAAGAUGAAAAUGGGGUAAAGGUUGAAGUAUUUUUACAAUGUAUCUGUGCAUAUGUGAAUUUAAUGCUGUGAUGAUGAGAUAAUACAAUUUUUGUAGACACUCUGUUGCUGAAUAUGUCUUCUUAAAAGAACUGUAGUUGUGACCCUAUUACUAAAUACUUGGAGUUUGAACCAUGUCUUGUUUAAUAAUGAGAUUUUGAAACAAUCCAUUGUUUUUUUAGGGUGUUCCUGGAAGUCCUGGAUUACCAGGCCCACCUGGGCCUCCUGGAUCUCCUGGAGUGGUUUAUGUUAAUGUAAGUUUUGGUCUCUUGGACUCACAGGUCAUUGGACACUGUUCAUUCUCCUCAAUAACUUUAUAGUAGCAGAAAUAAAUGUGGGAAUCUGUAUGUGAAAAGCAAUCCAGGGAAGCUUUUUUUUCUACAAGGCUGUAAGAAAAAAAACUUGUACAGUACAGUAAUCAUAUUAUACAUCGAAAAAUAAAACAGUAAUGUAGUAAUACAGUGUGCUAAACAAUCAAAAAAGACACGGCUGAGAAUAACACAGUAAAGGUAUGAUCUUGGAGGUGGUAAUAAUAUUAUCCAGACACCAAACAAAAAAGGCUGGGGUUUUUUCAAUUUGAAUUUUUUUUUUUUUUUUUUUGUCAGAACAGAAGGGGAGGGGUACAAAAAGGAAGAAGGGGGGUGCAAGGUAUUUAAUCAAAUUAUCACAAUUACACUGUGUGUUCACUAUGGUUACACAAUAUACUUAAUCUCACCAAUAAUCAGAUAUUGAGGCUGGACAAUACAAAUACAAAAAAAUUGCUGUAACAGUGUGGGUGCCAGUACAAAUCUGUCUCUAUACACCUCUCGAUUGGUUCGGUGCUCUGUGGGCCUAGAGUGUGAGAAGAGUCGUUUCUAAACGGAAAGAAAUACUUUAGGGGAUGUGUCGCAGUCCGACAACUUACAUAAUGAGACCCUGAGUACUCUUGGGUACACAAACGGGUUUCAACUGUGGUACCAAUGAUAUCUGUCAAAUGCCUAAGUGUGGAUUCAACCGAGUACAAUGUAACAUAAUAUGUUGUAACAUAGUAUAUGGUAACCUAGUAUGUUAGGGUGCCAAUCUCCAUGCGCUUCACUGCUACCAGGUGAGGCUCUUCUUUUUAAUAAGCUUGCAGUCACUACUCUGCUUAUGAAAAUAAAAAGAGAGGGUGAGGAAUAGAACUAGGCCCUAAUACCUAUUUACAUAUUGUGCCAAGGCACAGCCCUAGGCUAAGAAACCGAAGAGUAAAUGAGGAAGUAAGAGUGGGCCACAAGGAGCAGAGGCAUCUAGAAGAUGGAAGACACAUUUUAAAAAAUAUCCCAGGAGGUUAUAGUUCCCUUUUCGCUAUUUUGAAUUAAAAUUUCAAAAUUCACUGUGAAUUCUCAAAAAUUCACAGUGUAGCGGAUAAGCCUUUAAGCAUUUGUUUAUUCCUGAUUUAUUUUCACAAACAAUGCUACAUUUUAUAUGUCUGUCCCUUUAUAUUUCUAGCUGUAACCUUCUGUGGGGAAUUAAGAUCAAAGUACUUUUGCUGUCCUCUUUACAUUUCUAAUUUUCGCAUUCACACUGCCUAAUUAUUCUUCAAUGCAUUCUUCAAUUCUUCAAUGCCUUAAAUACAUGUCUGACCUAACGGUUCAAAAACAAGUAAGUGGUGCUAACUGUGAGAAUGCAUGUCUUUGCAGAGAGUGUACCCAGUUCCUCCUCGGCCCCAUUGCAAGCACUCGGUAAGUUGACAAAGCAGUCACCAGUAGCUGUGCGUGGUGGAGCUAAGCACAAAUUGGAUUCUGCAUAGGGUUAAAGGGACACUAUAGGCUCUGCAGCUGCGUCAUCUCAUUGAGGUGGUCACAGUGUCUGGAUUCCUUUGGUGCUGUCAGUGUUAAACCGUUUUAAUGUUUUAAUGUUAAACAAGAGUCCCCAGCAGCCUGCUUGGAUUAAUGAGGAAGCAUUAGCCUGAGAAGCAAUUGGGCAGCUGUGAUUGGCUUUCAGCUUAUCACAGCACUCUUUGCUGGGAUGAAUUAGUAUAAUAAGAAGGAAGUGUGUAAUCUCUGCUUUAGCUACAACUCCAGUAGGGGCUGGACUGUGUGUGGCCAUAGACUCUUAUUAAGAGUUAAAAGGGACACUCAAGGCACCCAGACCAUUUCUUCCCAUUGGAGAGGUCUGGGUGCCAACUCCCAUCACCCUUUUUAUAAACUGUAAUAAUUACCUUGCAGGGCUAAGUACUUCUCUAGUGGCUGUCUGCCAGACAGCCACUAGAGGAACGUCCGGGUUCUUAAAAUGACGUUUUAAACGACGCUGGACUUCCUAACGCUAUGCAUGAGGACCUCUAGUGUCGCUGGAAUCCCCAUAGAAAAGGAGAGGGGAAGGGAGGGAGAGGAACCUGCAGUUCCAGGGAAAAGGAUAUGUUUUCCUGGCACUGGAGAGUCCCUUUAAACUGCUUGAAAAUGGUUUAACACUGAAUGGAGGGAGAGCAGCAGCGGACGCCAGGCAUUACAACAAUUACAAUUACCAUUAUGUAUAUAGCGAUAAAAUGGCCAUGCCUACAAUGUUCCUUUUAAAAGCAUUUUGUAAGGACACAGACUUUGAUAACUUUUAACGACUUUUGGUCGUCUAAACGACGCUGGACGUCCUCAUGCUUUGUUACAAAGAUUAGAUUUUACAGUUUUAGGAUUGGGAACAGAUCUACCAGCCUUAUUUAUUUAUAAACACCUGCAAACCAGUGUUCACUGUCUUUAAUUUAUGUAGGUACCCAAAACUGAAUCAGUGGAUACAGGUAAGAUAGUCACCCCUUUAGCCUUGCUUCAUUUUCUUGUCAUUCUUUCUUUUCUUCAUUAAUAUUAAAUAUUUCCUGCUAUGUCUAUCUCACACUUGAUUCUGACCCAUGUUUGCUACAUGCUUAAUGACUUGUGUUUUUCCCAAAGUCUCUGUUCCAGUUUCUGACGAAGCCCAGAAAUAUCUGAAGGUAAUAUAACUUUAACACCAACCAGUCUUCCAUUAUUCUAUGUUAUCCCAUGCUUUUCAGUAUUAAAUCAGAGGGCAGUUUCAUAGAGUACACAAUAUGUAUUUGGUUCGGUUUAAUAACAUGUAUCUAAUGACAAAAAGUAGCCUAUUAUACAAGGCAAUAAUUAGCAUAAACUUAUAAAACAGUCAACUAUAAUAUGCAAUAAGAGCUGAAAAGCACUUGCUACAUUAAACGUAUUCUCCAGUGCCAGGAAAACAAACCUGUUAUCCUGGCACUAGAGAAUCCUGGAGUGCCGCCCUCCCUCCUGCCCCCCAUCCCACGUCGCUGAAGGGGUUAAAACCCCUUCAGACACUUACCUGAAUCCAGUGUCAUCCAUGCUCCUCAAUGGCCGCGUGCACGCAUUAGACCUCCCCAUAGGAAAGCAUUAUUUAAUGCUUUCCUUUGGUGAUUCCGGCGAUGCUGAAGGUCCUCAUGCAUAGCGUAAGGGCGUCCAGCGUCGUUUAGGCGACCAAAAGUUGUCUAAGAAGCCGGAAGUCCCUCUAGUGGCUGUCUGGUAUUCAUAGUGGUAUUUGGCUUUACGGCCACUGGCUGGCCGAGUCGUGGUGUCGUGGUGGUGAUCAUAGGGAUUGUAUUAUUAACCUGGUCCAAAUACAUAUGCGUGUAUGUUUCUUUAAACAUAUUCACAUUCAAUGGUGUAAUAAGGGGGGGGCGGAGGGGGCGGUCCACCCCAGGUGCCACUGGGUGGGGGGUGACAUGACCCCCAUGGUCUGGGAGCUGGAGGGGGCUGUGUGAGCUGUACGGCUGCACAGUGCCCCAUGGUAGUUAGGUUGCCGGGCGGCCAGAACAGCUCACACAAGCAAAGAGCAGCUGAACUGGCCGCAGGGAAUGAAAGUGGGGGCGGGACUAAGCAAAAUCGGGGGCAGAGAAAAAUCGGCAGCGGGGGCUGCUGUUACAUGGAGGUGCAGCAAGAAGGAAUCCCUGCUCCUCCACCUAACAGGCUUCAGGGAAUCCACUCCUCCUCCAGCUCCUGUCUAUAAGUAAUAGUGUGUGUGUGUGUGUGUGUGUGUGACUGUAUGUGUAAAACUGUCUGCCUGUAACUGUGUGUGUGUAACUGUCUUCCUGUAAGUGUGUGUGUGUGUGUGUAACUGUCUGCCUGUAACUGUGUGUAAUUGUGUGUGAAUUGCAUGCCUGUAAGAGUGUGUUUGUGUGUGUGUGUGUGUGUGUCUGCAUGCCUGUAACUGUGUGUGUGUGUGUGUGUGUGUGUGUGUGUCUGCAUGCCUGUAACUGUGUGUGUGUGUCUGUCUGCCUGUAACUGUGUGUGUGUGUGUGUGUCUGUAUGUCUGCCUGUAACUGUGUAUCUGUGUGUGUGUGACUGCAGGCCUGUAACUGUGUGUGUGUCUGUCUGUCUGUAACUGUGUAUAUCGUGUGUGUGUGUGACUGCAUGCCUGUAACUGUGUGUGUGUCUGUCUGCCUGUAACGGGGGUGUGUGUGUGUGUGUGUGUGUGUGUGCCUGUGACUGUGAUGUUGCCUGUAACUGUGUGUGUGACUGUAACUGUGUAUGUGUGUGUGACCCUGUGACUGUGAGUGUGUGUCUGUCUGUCUGUAACUGUGUAUGCGUGUGUGUGUGUGACUGCAUGCCUGUAACUGUGUGUGUGUCUGUCUGCCUGUAACGGGGUGUGUGUGUGUGUGUGUGUGUGUGUGCCUGUGACUGUGUGAUGUUGCCUGUAGCUGUGUGUGUGACUGUAACUGUGUAUGUGUGUGUGACUCUCUGCCUGUGACUGUGAGUGUGUGUCUGUCUGUCUGUAACUGUGUAUGUGCGUGUGUGUGUGUGACUGCAUGCCUGUAACUGUGUGUGUGUCUGUCUGCCUGUAACGGGGUGUGUGUGUGUGUGCGUGUGUGCCUGUGACUGUGUGAUGUUGCCUGUAAAUGUGUGUGUGACUGUAACUGUGUAUGUGUGUGUGACUCUCUGCCUGUGACUGUGUGUGUGACUGCCUGGCUAUGACUCUGUGUGACUACCUGUGUGUGUGACUUUGUGACUGUCUGCAUGUGACUAUGUAUGUGUGACUGUCUGCCUGACUGUUUGGUGUUGCCUGUAACUGUGUGUGACUAUCUGUCUGUGACUGUGUGCAUGUGACUGUCUGCUGCUGCCUUUUACUGUGUGUGUGAAUGUAUAUGUGAUUGUCUGCCUGUAACUGUGUGCAUGACUGUCUCUGUCUGUAUGUGUGACUGUCUGCCUGUAACUGUGUGUGACUGUAUGCCUGUAACUGUGUGUGUGUGUGACUGUCUGCCUGUAAAUGUGUGUGUGUGGGGCUGCAGGGAUUUUGUAGAAGGGGACAGGGGUUUUGUAUUGGGACAGGAGUCUUUAUAAGGGGAUUUGUGGAAGGGGGAUUGCAGGGGUUUUGUAGAUGGGGGCAGUACAGGAUUUGUAGACGGGGCGGGACAGGAGUUUUGUAGGAGGGGGCGGGGCACACAAGGGUUUUGUAGAAGGGGUCUGACAGCGGUUUUGCAAAGUUUCCAAAUUUGUUCAAUACAUAAAAAAAACUUAAAAAAGGAAAACAUUUUUAAAAUGUUACAGGUUUUGGGGUUUUUUGGGGUGAGGGGAUCUGCCCCGGGUGCCAAAUGCUCUAGGUAUGCCCCUGUUCACAUUGGAUAUUUUAGGUAUGUUUGUCAGAUUUCCUGUGGUAUUGGUGUACUAUUCAUGUAUGCAGAGUACUCCUAUUUUCAAGGUUCCAAAACUAUGUUUUUAUGUAUGUAUUAAAAAGGCUUGAACAUUUACAGAAUGUUGAGAUUUGCUAUUAAUACAACAAGGAUUCACCAAUGUUCCAGGUAGAGAGUUUCAUCUUCCAGACUAAAAAGGAGAUGAUUGAGGCAUGGGAAGAGGUAACAGAAGGCAGCUUGGCAUAUGUACGGGAGCAGAACGGUGCCUUCUUCAGGACUAAUGUAGGAUGGAGCAAAAUAGUGGUAAGUUCCAAGCAUUUUGCACAUUUCUUUGUCAGUUAAUGUUAAAGGAAUGAGAACUAACGAGGAUGGUAAUCCCCUAAAGAUAGGAGGAAAAAACAGCCCCACAGGGAGUACCUCUAGAUAAAAUACAAUAUAGGGUAAAAGGUUUAUUGAGAAAAGCACAUACUAUACAUAAAAAAAUACAAAAAAGGUGCUCGUGCAACCUAGAAGUGAUUAUAGAAAAGUGUACAGAAGGUGAUGGUAGAAUGACUGCUGAAUCUCUAUCCAAAAUCCAAAAGUGUACCUCAGAAACGUGCGUCGAGCUGUCAAUGCAUGUACUUUGCUUUUAUUUACACUUGAUUUGAUUCACGGUGAUUUGACUCUGAUACCUAACUUCUCCUAUUACUACAUAUAACCUUUCCCUAUACCUCCACCUAUUACUCCAUAUAACCUCUCCCGAUAACUCCUCCUAUUACUCCAUAUAGCCUCUCUCUAUAACUCCUCCUAUUACUCUAUAUAACCUCUCCCUAUAACUCCUCCUAUUACUCUAUAUAACCUUUCCCUAUACCUCCACCUAUUACUCCAUAUAACCUCUCUCUAUAACUCCUCCUAUUACUCCAUAUAACCUCUCUCUAUAACUCCUUCUAUUAAUCUAUAUAACCUCUCCCUAUAACUCCUCCUAUUACUCCAUAUAUCCUCUCCCUAUAACUCCUCCUAUUACUCCAUAUAACCUCUCUCUAUAACUCCUCCUAUUACUCCUAAUUACUCCAUAUAACCUCUCCCUAUAACUCCUCCUAUUACUCCAUAUAACCUCUCUCUAUAACUCCUCCUAUUACUCCAUAUAACCUCUCCCUAUAACUCCUCCUAAUACUCCAUAUAACCUCUACCUAUAACUCCUCCUAUUACUCCAUAUAACCUCUCCCUAUAACUCCUCCUAUUACUCCAUAUAACCUCUCCCUAUAACUCCUCCUAUUACUCCAUAUAACCUCUCCCUAUAACUCCUCCUAUUACUCCAUAUAACCUCUCUCUAUAACUCCUCCUAUUACUCCAUAUAACCUCUCCCUAUAACUCCUCCUAUUACUCCAUAUAACCUCUCUCUAUAGCUCCUCCUAUUACUCCAUAUAACCUCUCCCUAUAACUCCUCCUAUUACUCCAUAUAACCUCUCUCUAUAACUCCUUCUAUUAAUCUAUAUAACCUCUCCCUAUAACUCCUCCUAUUACUCCAUAUAACCUCUCCCUAUAACUCCUCCUAUUACUCCAUAUAACCUCUCCCUAUAACUCCUAUUACUCCAUAUAACCUCUCUCUAUAACUCCUCCUAAUACUCCAUAUAACCUCUCCCUAUAACUCCUCCUAUUACUCCAUAUAACCUCUCUCUAUAACUCCUCCUAUUACUCCAUAUAACCUCUCCCUAUAACUCCUUCUAUUACUCCAUAUAACAUCUCUCUAUAACUCCUCCUAUUACUCCAUAUAACCUCUCCCUAUAACUCCUCCUAUUACUCCAUAUAACCUCUCCCUAUAACUCCUCAUAUUACUCCAUAUAACCUCUCCCUAUAACUCCUCUAAGUUACUCCAUAUAACCUCUCUCUAUAACUGCUCCUAUCACUCCAUAUAACCUCUCUCUAUAACUCCUCCUAUUACUCUAUAUAACCUCUCCCUAUAACUCCUCCUAUUACUCUAUAUAACCUCUCUCUAUAACUCCUCCUAUUACUCCAUAUAACCUCUCCCUAUAACUCCUCUUAUCACUCUAUAUAACCUCUCUCUAUAACUCCUCCUAUUACUCCAUAUAACCUCUCCCUAUAACUCCUUCUAUUACUCCAUAUAACCUCUCCCUAUAACUCCUUCUAUUACUCCAUAUAACCUCUCCCUGUAACUCCUACUAAAUCACAUAACUGCCAACUAUAACUAUUUGCUAAUGUUUAUUGUUACCAGUUACAGGAUUCUGACUCCAAUCUCCCAGCAGAUGAGCCAUUUGAGCAUGGUGAAUUUACAGUGAGUACAGUAUUACAAUCAUUUAUUUUCAAACACUCACACAGUAACACGUGACGUACUUUACUGCAUGGAAGUUAUUUACUAAGCACUGCAUCUACAAAACUGCAACAUUUGAUUACAAUAUUCAGAUUUCAUUAAAAAUCCUGUAUCUACAAAUGCUGACAGCAUUCUAUGUAUAAAUUAGACUCCUAAAAUUGCAUAUAAUUUAAUUAGAGCUAAUCUGUGUCUUAUGAAAAAAGGUCAAAUCCAGUAAUUCCAGCAACAAUUGGUGAUUAACUGUAAGGUGAUCAGGGCCCAGUGUUAAACCAUUAAACCAUUCAAAAACAGCUUGCCUCUGAAUAGAGGGAUGGCACCAGUACACUCCAAUGACACUCCAAUGACAUAUAGUGGUUACACCACCUAGAGUGUCCCUUUUAAUUACAAUAACGUGAAUACCCUGAAACUGUUUGUAUACCACGGUAACAUCAUGGGAUGAGGAAAAGAGAAAGGUUGUAGGUGUCUUCCUUGUUAUAGGGGUUUUUGGUGGUCCUUUUACCCUUUAAUUGUAUUUUAAUAUAUUUAUAUUAUAUUUUUUCACUUCUUACAGCUUUAGAAUUUUUGGUAUAGUUUGUAGAUAACUUGUGCAAGGUUUAAUAGUGCUUGCAUUAACAUAUUGCAAUAGGAUAUAUGUUUUCUUUAUGAAAGUACACAUCUGUCUUGUUCUAUUUUGCCACUUUUUAUUUAUCUCCUUCUGUAUAUAGAUUGAUGACCCUCCGAGUCUAGUUGACAUUGCACCAGUGUAUGAAGAGCCUCAGGAUCUAUUUGAGAUUGCAUCCGUCCCACCCAGUGUCCGUGCCAGAAUUCCAUCUGUAAGAAUAACUUGGUUCUAUGAUCUGUCUGUUGCUCCUUGAGGGACUGUUGCACAAAAAGGGAGUUAUUUAAAAAAUAAAUAAAAAGUUGUCGCGCUUCAUAUAAACUCUCCUCCUUUAGACCAAUGUUUGUCUCUGGUCACUAUUUAAAGGAGCACUAUAGGGUCAGGAACACAAACAUGUAUUCCUGACCCAAUAGGGUUAAAACCACAAUCUAGCCACUCUGGUCCCCUCAUGCUUCCCUAAAUAUAGUAAAAUUUUACUUGUAUUCAAGUCUGCAGCUGCAUGCUUUGUCCCUGUUUCCUUUAGACCUGCCCACUGCCUGCUGACAUCAGCAGAAGUGGUAGCCUGAUCCAAUCACAAUGCUUCCACAUAGGAUUGGCUGAGACUGACAAAGAGGCAGAUCAGGGGCAGAGCCAGAACAAUUCAAACACAGCUCUGGCCAAUCAGCAUCUCCUCAUAGAGAUGAAUUGAAUGAAUGAAUCGGUUCAGUGUCUGCAUGCAGAGGGAGGAGAUACUGAAUGUUUGAAUGCAUUUUAGGCAGCCAUGACCCAGGAAGGAUCUCUAACAGCCAUCUAAGGAGUGGCCAGUGAAGUUAUCACUAGGCUGUAAUGUAAAUACUGCAUUUUCUCUGAAAAGACAGUGUUUACAGCAAAAGGCCUAAAGGUAAUGAUUCUACUCACCAGAACAAAUUCAAUAAACUGUAGUUGUUCUGGCGACUAUUAUUUAUUUAUUUAUAAAAUAUUUUAUUUAUAAAAUAUUUUACCAGGAAAGAUACAUUGAGAGUUCUCUCGUUUUCAAGUAUGUCCUGGGUCCACAAAUCAUUGCAUUGUUACAUUAGGGUACAAUAAAAUACAAAAACAAUAUUAAUACACAAUAAAUACAACAUUUAACAUAGAACAGGUAGGAAAUAUAUAAUCAACCAUGACAGGUGCAUUCUGUUUUGAGGUAUGUAGAGAGGGAUCUCUUAAAGGACUUUAGGCUUAGGGAUGAUUUUAAAUUGUGCGGGAGGUCGUUCCACAAUUGCGGUGCUCUGUAGGAGAAGGAGGAUCGGGCCGUUUUCUUUUUGUAUUGAGGUAGACUAAGUAAAGUGUGGGUACCGGAUCGGAGCUUAUAGGAAGUGGGAACAGCCGGGGAAAGCAUUUUGUUCAGGUAGGGUGGGAGUUUCCCAGAAAAGCUCUUAAACACAAGGCUGGAAAGAUGAAGGGUGCGUCUGGAUUCCAGCGACAGCCAGUUUAAUUCUUUUAGCAUGUCACAAUGGUGGGUCCUGUAAUAACAUUGUAGCACAAAUCGGCAGAACGAGUUAUACAAUGUAUUCAGUUUAUUAAUGUGGGAUUGCAAUGCAGAUGCAUAUACUACAUCCCCAUAAUCAAUGAUUGGCAUCAGCAUUUGUUGUACAAUCUUUUCCUUUACUGUAGGGCUUAGGCAGGAUUUGUUUCUGUACAGGGCACCUAGUUUUGGAUAAAGUUUAGAUGCAAGCUUUUCUAUGUGCAGGCCAAAAGAUAGAUUGGGGUCUAACAUCAUACCCAAGUAUUUGAAAGAGUGGACUGCGGUCAGUGUGCCAUUUGAAUUUGUUUUGAUGGAUAGGUGGGAAUUGUGUAAUUUGUGUAAUUUAGGUACUGUUCCAAAGAUCAUUGUGACAGUUUUGUCAGUGUUCAGGAAGAGUUUGUUUUUUGCGAUCCACCUUUCUACCUCUGUAAACUGGUCUUGGAGCACAGCCUCAAGUUGCGGUAGAUCGGAUUUGCUCGCAUAGAUUACUGUGUCAUCUGCGUACAUGUGUACAUUUGAGGAUUGGCAGACAUUAGGCAGAUCAUUUAUAAAUAAUUUAAAUAGUAGGGGGCCGAGUAUGGAACCCUGGGAACACCUCAUGUGACUGGGAGAGGGAGGGAGUCGCUGUCAGAAAUGGACACAUAGUGUCCCUUUAAACAUCUAUCCAAGGUCUUUGCUCUGAUAUUAAUCAUUUAUUACUCUAACUAUUUAAUCCAGAUAUCUGCCUCAACUUUCUCUAAUUUAACCUGUGGUAUGUUUUAAUCUUCUGGUAUGGCUUUCCUUCAUGUAUUUCUUCUGAUGUUACUCCAUGUUCCUUUCUCAUUCACACAACAGCUCCGUCUAGUGGCUCUCAAUGUCCCACUCUCUGGAGAUAUGAGUGGGAUUCGAGGAGCCGACCUGCAAUGUCAUCGACAAGCCCAAGAGAUUUCCCUCUAUGGAACAUUUAGAGCCAUCCUCACCUCUUCAACUCAAUUGCUUUCCUCCAUCGUGAAGAAGACAGACCGAGGCCUACCUAUUGUUAACUUAAGGGUAAGCUCUUUUGGUUCAAUCACAAAAACAGUCACACCACAGUGAAUAUGAAAUAUAUGAAUUAUCCCUGUGUUUUUCAUAGGGUGAAAUCCUUAUGAAGAACUGGAAUUCCCUUCUGGAUAUUAAGACCCCUGUAUCGUUUAAGCCAGGUGUUCCUAUUUACUCCUUCAAUGGAAGGGACAUCAUGAAUGACCCUCUCUGGUGAGCAAAUUCUGUCUGACUAUGUGGCCACAUUGUUAGUUUCUCUUUAGUUUCACUGCUGCUUCAUAUGUUUUAUUAUAGGAACACUCCAAGAACCAUAGCCACUACAUAAUGCUGUAGUGGUUAUGGUGCCGCAAAACUAUCUUCCAUAAUGCAGGACUUACCAUGCAUCGCUUUCCUUCCAAGGCCCUAAUACAUGAAUCAGAUACCACUCACAUAUCAUCAACUGUCUUCCCCACUUUCUUUUAUCUCAUUCAUUUUCUCAGAAUCUUAAGUCUUCCCUAUUUAUCAAGCUUGCAAUUUAUUUCUCCACUAUUGCUCCAUAUCAUUCCUCCUUCAUCUAACAUUAUACAAGGGACCCACCUACACUGCCUUUCUCGUUUCCCCAUCACCACCAUAUUUUCUUUGUCUCCUCCAGGUCUCACAAAGCAUUCUGGCACGGCUCCAGCCAAAGAGGUACUCCUGUUCGUAACAGAAACUGCAGAGAAUGGAGAAGUCGCAGUAAAGUGGAAGGCCUGGGUUCAGCCAUUACCGGGAGAUGGCUAAUGGAUCACGACUCCUACAGCUGCUCCCAAACACUUGCUGUCCUAUGUAUAGAAAUAGCUUUCCCUUACCAUUACAUGUGGUGAGCAUGAGAUAAAGACUCACAGCGGAGGGAAAACCUGCACAUCCAUUUCCUAAAAACCCUUUUCAUGCUUAGUGCUAAAACUCCUUGAUAUGUAUCUUACAUCCCCCAAGUUCUGACUUUGUUAAAGACUCGAGUUACAACAAUCGGUCUAGAACACCCUAUUAGUUCAAUAUCAACAAAAUGGCAUUAUAUUUCUUAUAUCUUCUUCAAUAUUAUUGUAUGUUAUAUCUAUUAUUAUAUUCCAGUGAAUGGAAUUUAAGCUAGUAUUUUGUUUAAAAGUGUUAAAUAAUGUAUUUGUAUCGGUCAUCAGUCCUUAUCUUAUUGUCUAUCAAUAGUAACUGAUGGGAUUUUUAAUAUAGCAAUAGCCUUGACAUCUUUCUACAGCCAUCCCACUCUGGUGCUAUAUUGGUUUAUAUACCUUUGUAUCCUCUGUACUUGAUUCAAUUACAUCUACAAAGGAUGCCCUGAGAGUUAGGAUGUUUACAAUGCUGUAACCAGCUAUUAAUUAACAGUCCAUUUUUAUGUUACCAUUACUCCAGCCCCCCUUUAUUAUAUAUAUACAAAAAGCAGAGGAUAAAUCAACCUUUAAAAGAAUGGACGUAGUGUUACUAUACCACAUACAAGAGUGAAUUUAAAGCAGAUGUGUCACUAUCUGGUGACUUUGCAAAAUUUGCAGCACAUGCGCGGGAGUACAGAAUUGAGAUCUAUGGAUGAUUUCGCAAGAUAACUUGUGGUGGCUCAGGGAAGUGAUAUGGCUUGACAGCAGCGGUAGCUCCACCCAGUGUCAGGCGUAGGAAAAAUACUGAGACAAAGUAGUCCCUACUUUGUCUCAGUACACCUUUUAACUUGGUUGGUAUUUCCAUGAAAUUCCAACACAGUCAAUAUAAGUAUUUCAUAAAGAUUUUAUCUUUCUGAUAUACUCAUUUUGCAGGUGGCUGUGACAAUGCUGCGUUAAAGGGAGUUUGGAAUGGGUAUAGUUAGUACAAUUCACAUUUUCAUGAGUGAUUCCUCUUUAAGAAUUUCCGUUUACUUAAAAAUUGCCAAACGUGAGUCUUACAUAGUGAGUCAAUAUAUAUUACAUGAAACAUGUGCAGAAACUGCACCUCUUCCUUUAUAUACUUCUCACAUUUUAUUUUUAUUCUUUUUUUUUUUACAACAUUGUCGUUUCCAUUGUAUAUAAAAUGAUGCAAAGGUGUAGCAUUUCUUUCUGACAAAUUUGCUGGCUUUCUGUGACGAGUAAACAGCUUUCACAUGUAUAAAAAAAAAAACAAAACUUCAAAUUGUGAAUGUAAUUAAUGUUAAAAUAAAUAGUAAAAAUAAGGAGCUGAAAUGGCAGAAUAUGCCACUACAGAAAAGGCUGAAAAGAGGCACCGAUCUAUAAAGGGUAGAACAACUUUUUAAGACAUUACAAAAUGGUGCAUGCGCACAAAACAGGUGCUGAUGUAAAAGCGAGCAUGACACAUUUUAUUCAUAACCCCUAAUGUAUUGAUCUUGAGUUCUCAGUGAGAUAUAUUGCCUAUAUAUGCAUUCACCCCACGGAGGUUUGUGCCCCUGUACCUCCCUCACCA